Monopterus albus (swamp eel) is the source of this 3573-nucleotide messenger RNA. RefSeq names its product placental growth factor b (gene pgfb). Bases 449 to 940 code for a protein of 163 amino acids. Gene Ontology annotation, molecular function: chemoattractant activity; vascular endothelial growth factor receptor binding; growth factor activity. Gene Ontology annotation, biological process: positive regulation of protein phosphorylation; positive regulation of angiogenesis; induction of positive chemotaxis. The transcript has 7 exons. The record is from RefSeq and is a predicted model, not a curated record. Gene Ontology annotation, cellular component: membrane. NCBI's taxonomy places the organism in Eukaryota, Metazoa, Chordata, Actinopteri, Synbranchiformes, Synbranchidae.
UUGUAAAAAGGUGGCGUAGGGGCAAUUAGAGGCAAGUGUGUGUUUCUGCCGACUGGAUCGCAGAGCAGGACUGAAAACGGAAACUAUCGAGCAACUUCAUGCGGGUGCUUUUGGUGCAGAUCACAUCUUGAAGAUUUGGACUGAACAAACGGCGUUUUACUGGCUGCCAAGGGUCUUUUUAUUUUUGACAUUACCGUGUUACUGCCCCAGCACCUCCAGGUGGCCUCUGGUGCAUUCAUUUGUAAGCACAAUCUACUUCUUCAGGUUACACGCGGCAGCGGAGCUACGUGACUCCACUCAUUCUGAGCAUUACUAAACCGGGAGCGGGUGACUUGGAAAUUCCCUGUCAGCACCUUUUUUUUUCUGAGUAGUUUGCAACUUUGGUUGGAUUUGCUUUAUUGUAUGCACCGGGAGCCACCAGCCCAUCUCCGCUCGCAGACAUCGCGAAAUGAAAUUCGAGUUUGUCAUCGAGACUGCGGUGGCGCUUUAUCUGCUGCUCUCACCUGCACAGAGUCUGCCCUUGUCAGACAUAAACAGUACAACUGAAGUGCUGAUGUUCCAAGAAGUGUGGGGUCGGAGCUUCUGUCGGACCAUUGAGAAGCUGGUGGAAGUGGUGCAGGAGUACCCCACAGAGGUGGAACACAUCUACAGUCCCUCCUGUGUGCCGUUGGUGAGGUGUGCAGGUUGUUGUGGGGAUGAGAACUUGGAGUGCCAUCCCACCCACACCAAAAAUGUCACCAUGCAGCUGUUGAAAAUCAGGCCAUCAGAGCCAGGUCAAGAAUAUGUUGAGAUGACAUUUGUAGAGCAUCAGACAUGUGAAUGUAGACUUAGGAAACCCAUUGUAAAGGUUGAAAGGAAGAUACAAAGACCAAGAGGCAGGAGGAGAAAGGAGAGACAAAAAACAAAAGAAUGUGAUAGGUGCCAGAUCCCUCGCAGGUAACUGUGGUGGACCCAGCCCCCCUGUUGCAGUGUUGAUCACUAUUUAUUUCCAGUCCAGUGACAGCAUCAAGAAUCUCUUCUGCUCAUCUGUCAAUACCGUGUCUGUAGGCUCAAACAGUUGAAUUGUUUUGCUGACAGGCCCUCCUGCCGAUGGGCAGCGCAUUUGUGAUGACAAGGUUCAACAGGAAGUGUGUUUUGAUGGGUGGAAACAUUGCUGUUACACACCUGAACACAAUGGACAUUCCUGGGAGCCAGUGCAAUGUAGAACCAAACAGACAGAUGCCUUCUAUUUUAUUCUAGCUAUUACUGUAACAGUUAUUAUAAUUUGUUAAUUUCUUUGGUAUUUAAAGGUUGUUACACUAUAUUUAUUGAUACAGCUGAAUAUAUUUGGACCAGCAACUUCUUAAAAGUUUGUCAUCUUUUGAUCAAAUAUUAUUCAAGAUGCCUUGACUUGUCAUAGCAGUGUAUGCUGGACUGAGAGUGUAGCUGCUUUGUAAAUGCAGUAAUGAAAUGUCUCCCUCUAGUGUGUAUAGAAAUGUGUUCAAAACCUCUGAGAAUAUAUUUUUCUCUAUAGAAAUAAGAGUAGACAUAGACCAGUGUUAAGGGCCACAGUCAAUCACAUCAUCAGCUUAAUAAAUCUAUUAGCUAUGAAUGUAACAAAACCUCAGUGAUUAUAAUAAAUAAAUAAGAUACAUUUAAAAAUUUGACAGUUUUACAGUUUUAAUUACACCUGUUUUGUCUGUGAACAAAACAGUGGUCAUAUGGAAUUUAGGUCAGUGCUGAAUUACACAUGAAGAAAGGAGCACGGUAAAAGGCAAAUGUGCUCCUAAUGUGUGCCUCCAUCUCUGGGUAACCAGGCCUGCAAGGAACCAGUGUUUUAUGAAUACUGACAUACAGUUUAUUUCUUGCACCAGACAGUGUGUAGUGGACUGCAGAGUGGAUGUGGCAAGCCCAUUAUGAAUGGGAAGAUCAGUACUACAGUAAUCAAUAUUGUCAUGCAAAACUAAUUUGCUAUCAAUGACCAUUACACAGUCGAUCUCAAUUACUGUUUUCUUGUUUUAAUGUGACCACAGGGCUCUCACAGGUAUAUAAAUUGCAUUUCUCUGUUUUGUGCAGCUAAACAGUGCACAUUUGUGUCCACGCUGGUGACACAAGACUCACAUAAGCCUGCGCCACAGGCGUCUUCCUCUGUUCUAGGAAACACUGCAGUAAGGAAAGGAUCAAUUGACGUAGUUACGUAAAAUAAUGUCCUUUUAUAUUUUUUUCAUGUAUUACACAAAGAAGAUCUUUAUGAAACUGUAAAAAUUAACGUGUCUACUGUGUUGGUAUUUUUAAAUUUCAUUUAAAUAUUUAUUUUGUAGUUAAAUGUUUAUGGUUGUCAUUUUGUCUUCUUGUGUGGUUUAUUUUAUUAAACUCAGAUGUCAAAUUCAGCACUUUUGUCAACCCCUAAAUGUCAUGGAAAUAUUACUGCUAUAGGUAUUUUAAUCUCUCCUCUCAUGUUCUUUAAAACAAUAAAAGACAAUGUCAGACCCUCAGAGGGCAAGAAAGAACUACCUGAAAAAGGUCAGCUGGGGCUGAAGUAAAACGAAACCUUCAGAGGACGGUUCAGAAAGAGAUUCUUCUUCUUCUGGGAUUUAUUAGACAGGUUUAUACUUAAACUGAUGUGAAGUGGUUCUUCCUUUCCACAUGAGUCAGAUUACCCCCAGUCACCAUUAAUCAUACAGUUGAUACUGUAAGUGCACAAGGAGAAAGGAAUGACUACGUGAGGAACCUCUUGCAGCCUUUUAUAAUCUAGCAGCUUCCUGUGGCCAGCUCGCUCCUCUCUUCUGCGUGCCUGCUAGUACUCAACUACAGGAGGUGAGAUGCUCCCUCAAGGCUUAGCCCAUGACCAAGGUCAGAAAAUCCUCACCACCUCACCGCAUUCUGGGCAGUACCUGAGACCAGAACCAAAAACCAUUGUCAUAUGGAGCAGAUUUAUGAACACCCACAGAUGAGAUGAGAGAGUAGAUCAUAUGCCUAUUACCACUGGAAAAGGAUUUAGUUUAUCAGCCUGGCGUUGCUGUGGAGGAUAAAAAAUACUCAGUGCUCUGGAGAGUGGAAGUGUGACUUAGAACUUGAACUUGAGCUUAUAUCCUGUGGUGUUUUUGUACACCCAACACAGUCAGUGAAUGCCACUUUAUAGAACAACCCUGCUGUCAGAGGAACAGCUGUACAUUUUGUCCAGAGGAUCCGGCACUGAAGUUUGGUCCUUUACCAUAUAAAGAGUUUAUGUAAAGUGCUGAUCAUGAUGAUCACUUUAUCAAACAAGCUUACAGCACAUUUGACUGACAGAUUGCGAUUUGAAUGUAAACAUGCAGAAAGUUGAACUCUGCAGCAUUCAGAGCUGUGACGUCAUCAGCGACAUGGCUUUGGUCUUCGUGACGUCACCAGGUCUCGCGCAGCAGCUCACCUAAGAACUGCAGCUUCACAGGCAAUCAGACCACUUCUGAACUUCAGUAGAGGUACCACGCUAGUGAGCAAGAGAGAUUAACUCGACAAACACUAGUUAAACAACAUCUAUUCAGUGAAAUACUUCGUAUUCACGUAAAAAGUGAUUCUUCCAGUUAAAAAAAUGGCAAGUUCUAGUGACAGACC